Molecule: messenger RNA, 2120 nt
Organism: Prionailurus viverrinus (fishing cat)
Lineage: Eukaryota; Metazoa; Chordata; Mammalia; Carnivora; Felidae
Gene: PPP1R3G
Product: protein phosphatase 1 regulatory subunit 3G
Exons: 1
Coding region: 469-1506 (345 amino acids)
Biological process (GO): regulation of glycogen biosynthetic process
Cellular component (GO): protein phosphatase type 1 complex
Molecular function (GO): glycogen binding; protein phosphatase 1 binding
Source: RefSeq, a predicted model, not a curated record
CUUGACGCGCCGGAGGAAGGCAGUUCGCGCCCGAGUCCACGAAAGCUGAGCGCCAGUUCAUCCGAGGAGCUCCGGAGGCAGGACCGACUCGGGCCCCGCCGGGGUGGGCGGGAGGGAAAAGGGAGCCCCCAACUUCCAGAGAGCCGUCUCCACCUUCUGCCUCAGCCUUCGGGAAGCUCGCCCGCUAGCUCCGGCCCGCGCCGCCCAGGUUCCCGGUGUUCCCACGGCCUGCGCCUCCCCGCCCUGGGCCCUCCCCCGCCGCUGGCAGGUUCAAUCCCCAGAGCCGGCCCCACGCUAGCAUCCUCCUCCCACUUCGCGCCGGGUCGCCGCCGCUAAAACCCGGGGCUACGCAGUGGGACUGUCUUCUCUUCUCCAGCCAGGGGCGGGCUCUGCGCGCCCUUGCAACGACCCAAGGUGUUAAGUCUCCAGGGAGAAGCGAUACGGACAGUCCCGGGGCCAGACAGCGUCAUGGAGCCCCAGGGGGCGCUAAGUUUGGAGAAACAGGGACCUGCGCUCUUUGGAGAGCCCCCGCCAGCCGAGGGGCUGCCCACUCCGGUGGGCGACGGCGGCGGCGCGUCAGAAGCCCCGAGCCCCGACGCUGACCCCUUGUCCGCGGAGGAAGAGGCCGCCUCCCAGGAGCCGGAGGAGCUGCUGGAGUGCCGCCGUCGCCUCCCGCGUUCCUUUUCCCUGCCCGCGGACCCGAUCUUGCAGGCGGCCAAGCUGCUGCGCCAGCGCCAGCAGCUUGGCCUGGGGCUCGGCCCGGAGGGCGGCGAGGGGGCCGAGGGCUUGCCGCACGGUCCCGGCAGCUGCUGCGCCAAGUGCAAGAAGCGAGUGCAGUUCGCGGACGCGCUGGGGCUAAGCCUGGCCAGCGUGAAGCACUUCAGCGAGGCGGAGGAACCGCAGGUGCCGCCCGCCGUGCUCUCCCGCCUGCGCAGCUUCCCCAUGCGCGCCCAAGACCUGGAGCAGCUUCCCGGCCUGCUGGCCGCGGCGACCGCGACCGCGGCCCUCUCUGCGCCGCCUACCCGGCUUCGGCCUCUUUUCGAGCUUCCUGGGCCCAGCGCCGCCGCCGAGAGACUGCGGCGGCAGCGCGUGUGCUUGGAGCGCGUGCAGUGUUCUGCGCCCUCGGGAGCGGAGGUGACGGGCUCCGGCCGGGUGCUGGGCUGCCCUGGGCCGAGAACCGUGGCGGUGCGCUACACCUUCACCGAGUGGCGCUCCUUCCUAGACGUGCCGGCUGAGCUGCAGCCCGAGCCGCCGGCGGAGCCACAGCCACCUGAGGCGCCGUCGGGGGGGCCCGGGGACGCCGAGGAGGAGCCAGGCGCCGAGCGCUUCCACUUCUCGCUGUGCCUGCCCCCCGGCCUGCAGCCCCAGGAGGGGGAAGACGCGGACGAACCGGGCGCCGCGGUCCACUUCGCCGUGUGCUACCGCUGUGCCCAGGGCGAGUACUGGGACAAUAACUCGGGGGCCAACUACACGCUGCGCUAUGUGCGCCCUUCCGACGCGCUCUGAGCCCAAGGCCGGGCUCCAGGCCGCGCGCCGCCCCAGAGCAACCGGGUGACCUGCGGGGACGAUUUGCUGAGCCCCGUACCUCGGGGAAGGAAAGGAGGGAGCCGUUCAACGGCAAACUUUCACCAGGACGGAUCCGGCGAGUGAGCCUUAUGAGCACCGAAACUCCUCGCCCGCCCGUUGUCUCCUCGCUUAGGCCUUCCUCCGCUGCUUCUGGGAUUCUCGCUCUGCGUCAGAAUGGGAAGAAAUUCUCAAGAUUCCGAGCCAUAGCUUUCUCCAAGAAAAAGUCUCCUGACCCUUGCGCCUAAUUGUAAGACCUUGGGAUUUGUUUAAAACUAUAGACAAAGUGUUUUCGCCGUUGCUGCUUGUUGGAGAUGCCUGAGUCUCAGGGAAAGGACAGGCAUCCUGCCACAUCAUGCCAGGAGAAUGCACUGGACCGUGGGCGUGAAGGGGAGCCUUCGCAGAGGGGCCUGUUUCUCUGAGAAAACCGGGUGGGGCCUGGGCUGGGCCGUCCUUUUCUCUUAACUGGGAUCUGGGAGAUGUUUGCACAGACUGGAUAUUACUUGGGCCUAUGUGUACACAUGUCCUUUAAAAAAGUAAAGGCAACUUGCACACUC